AUUUGCCACCAGCGUCAUAUAAUAUUAAUAUAUUCGAAGUCCCAAUUAUAUAAGUCGAAGUAGCUCGUGAAACACCGCCGCUGACAUUCAUUCCGGCAUCAAUGGCUGCAGUCGCAGAGAGUUCUUCUGUUCCGGCAAAGGAAGACAAGCUCGUCGUUGUUAGGGUUAAGAGAAAAACUUUCCAGUCUCGACUUGACGCUUUCUGGCUUGAAAUCAAUGAGAGGCCAGCCAAACGACCAUUGCUCGACUUUGCAAAGCUUUCAAUCGAUGAAUCUUCAAGUAGAGUUGAGGAAUUGAAGAGCAGAAAGGUACUUGUGCAACAUGUGGAGACAGUAACUAGUUCAGAAGUCACUGUUGAUAUCGUGAAGUUUUUUGUGUCGGCUCCAGCAGAUUCUUCAGAAGUCGAAGAGAAAUCUGAUGCUAGGCGAAGUUUUAGGACAGAAAAGAAGCAAGAUCAACUACUUGCCAAGGCAAAGCAAAAGCAAGAGGAUUUGUCGAAAAAUGCCCGGUUUGAGCAAAUAUGGAAAAGCAGAAAAGAGAAGAGAAAACUAAUGCACAAUGAAGAGCUGAAUGAGAUGUGUCGACUAUAUGAUGUUAUUCGUGUUGAUACUGAAGAAAAAAGCCAUGAAGUGCAAGAGGAGACUACCGAGCUGGAAGAUCACAAGAUGAUGUCUCAAUAUUUGCCUCUUUUACGAGAAGUCAUGCCAAGUGCUGCUGAAGAAAUUGAGUCAGAGAUUCAUAAUUACGUCUCGAAACAAGCAUCUUCAGAUGGUUAUGUUUAUGACUAUUAUACUGUUAAGAAUGAUACCAACCCUGACGAGGAUAUUGCUAGCCCUUUUCCAUUGGUACAAGUUGAUGAAGAUGAUGAUUACUAUGACGGCCCUGAUCAUUCAGACUACGAAUCUGAUGAUUCCAAUGCUGAACAUAAUCCCUGGAAUGAUUAUCCGGAUGAAGAGGAAUCUGAAGAUGAGGAUGAAACCCAGGCAUCAAAUGACGAAUCAGAAGCUUCAAGCAGCACUUCUGAGGAACAAUAUGGAUCUGAAACUGUUGGUGUAAUUUCUUUUACAAAUGAGGAUGUGGGCCGUGAAGACUGGACAGAUUAUGCAGAUCCAAUCCUUGAAGGUGAUAUAUAUGGUGAGUCCGAUGUUGAAGCUUCCGAUGAUGAUGACAUAUGGUGAUCAUCAUUACAACACCAUGUUUAAAAUUUCUCAUCAGUACCUAUAUCGUGCAUACCUGUAUAUGUCUUUGCAGAUCAUAGUUAACCUUGCGUUGUGGGAUGACAUGUUGUUAUGUGUUUUGAACUUUGCUAAUUCUGCUAUCUGGGGUAGUGGUGAAUGGCAUGUUGUUAUGUCAUUGGGCAAAGAUCUUUUCCCGAGCUUUCGCGUUUCUAAAACUAAUUUUGCCAGUAUUGUAAAUCUCAGCCGGGUUUCCCUACCUCUAACUGUAGUCGUCUAGUUUAAUGAUUUAUGAUUAUGUCGUUGUUUUUCUGUGU
Messenger RNA from Solanum verrucosum, 1492 nucleotides. Its product is annotated as RNA-directed DNA methylation 4. The record is from RefSeq and is a predicted model, not a curated record. The transcript is spliced from 10 exons. Lineage: Eukaryota; Viridiplantae; Streptophyta; Magnoliopsida; Solanales; Solanaceae. The coding region runs from base 102 to 1178 and encodes 358 amino acids.